AUGAAUCAAUUCCAGUUAUUUCCUCCGCCAACGCCAGAAGUAAAGAGAUCCAAUAACCCAUUUCGCAAGGCGGGCAAGAAACCAGUUGCGAGUGCCGAGCCGGGGUCCCCAAUUCCACUGCAGGAGAUCAAAGAUUCCAGCAACACCGAGUCCCUACUUCUUCAGAUUAUUGAAGAUACACAGGAUCUCCCCCCACCACCGCCUCAAAAUGUUGAAAGAGUCAAGUCUCCGCCUGCUGGCGCGGGCACUUCUCAUGAUACGAGAUCCCCGCAGUCCAUGCACAGCCAGAAUCGUCAAGCCAAAAAGUCAGAUCACCAGGCUUUACCUUCGCAUGGUAGCUAUAGUAGCAGCAGUAGCAGUCAAACCGCAGCUUCCACCGUUUCGCCGCAAUCUUCCCAGUCUUCGGUGUCGCCAGUUCCAAUGAGAUCAAUGUUCCCUCAAUUCGAUCCCAAACUACCACUCAAUCAGCAAGCAUACCAUCCCCAGGUCUCGAAUACGUUACAACCUCCGCCCCCAAAAAAGACACGGAAGCCUCCCAAGCUGACGUUGUCGACAGGCGCCGAGAUUGACCAUGUUCUCGGGCCAAAGACUGUACCUGCGAGUGUCUUCAACUUUCCUAGCGGCGCUACCGGGUCUGAAGACAUUGAAUAUUCAUCGAUAGAUGAGUUGAGGAUGCUAUGGGAGAUAGCCAAUGGACAAAGACCCCAAGAAAUGGUUGGCAUGUUGAAUUUGCGAAUGAACAGGACCGGGCCCGCAACUUUCACUUUGGGAAACUCCCAGCAACCAUUUUAUACCUUGCAAACAUAUUCCACCGAUGAGAUCGCGUUGAGCCGGAGUGACCCUUCAAAGACUAACAAUGAGGUGCCCAUCAUGAUGAUGAAUCUGGAAGACCGCAUUCGCCGCGAACAUCCCAAUGACGGAUUGGUCACUCUCCUCUUCUCCAGACUAGCUGCCAUGCUGGCAAUAGAUCAGGCCGAAGAAAUCAGUAAAAAGUAUCACCUUACUCCCUCUGAAGCAUCAGAGGUAGAGACCGAUGCACUCAAACGUGCGGCAGGUCACGAAUCUUGUCGUUUGUCAUGGAACAGACACCAGAGGCUGUACGAGCUCAGACAUCCGUCUCUUUCUCGACGCCAUCCACCCGCCCUGGUUGGCGCUGCCGGUAUCCCACUAUCCCCCGUGAGAUCUCAAUCCUCGGGCAUGGUCCACAUCACAGUCUCCACACCAUCGAGCAAUGCCUCCCCACGCCAGCCACCAACCAUCAUCGUCACUGGUCCAGUUUCAUCAACGGCCCUAGAAGCCGCACAACAAGCGGCAAACCCGCGCACUUCUACACUACCACUCACAGACCAGGACGAACCACUUGCCACCCUGGACUUUGGCACCAAUACCCUAUCCAUAUCGCCAGCAGCUGUCAUUGCUACAAUCCCAUCCCUAUAUGCCAUUGACUCCCUCAUUGCUGCAAUGCUGGCAGUCGCCGUCUCAGAUGAGGCCACCAAUCCCAUACUGGCAGAUAUGGCUCUCGGCUCCCCGGAACCAUCCAGGCCAACCACAUCUCAGAACCCGGGUCCAUACUCAAUGCCAGUGUUCCAAGGUAAAUUGGUGACAACAAUCGCCGAGCGUGAAGACGCAGCCGAGAGCAUGCAUCUAGCGUCGCAGAUCAAGUCGGCGCAGAAGAAAUCAAAGAAUGACUCUAACUCGAAGAGUUUCUUUAAAUUCUGGAAUCGUACCCCUUCUAAACAGAAGAAUGUUCGGGAAUCCAAGAAGAACCAGAAGGUUAUCGUUGAGGAAUUUGAUCUAGAGAAAUACGGCCGUUAUGGAGCUGGCUCGCGGAAGGGCCAGAAAUUACCUGGUAUCACUCGUGGCGUACUGAGUAUCCUGUUCUUUGGGUUGGAUAUGAUUGUCAAAGGGUUGACGCUUAUAGUCAAAAUUUUGGCUUGGUUGCUGGUGAAGUCGACUCGGUGUGUGACCAGCGAAAAGUUCUGA
Penicillium salamii is the source of this 1983-nucleotide messenger RNA. NCBI's taxonomy places the organism in Eukaryota, Fungi, Ascomycota, Eurotiomycetes, Eurotiales, Aspergillaceae. The record is from the annotation of a GenBank genome assembly.